Molecule: messenger RNA, 1356 nt
Organism: Penicillium lagena
Lineage: Eukaryota; Fungi; Ascomycota; Eurotiomycetes; Eurotiales; Aspergillaceae
Product: uridine kinase family protein
Exons: 8
Coding region: 1-1356 (451 amino acids)
Cellular component (GO): cytoplasm
Molecular function (GO): ATP hydrolysis activity; kinase activity; ATP binding
Source: RefSeq, a predicted model, not a curated record
AUGGAGUCAGUCUCGCCUUUCUACUCCCACACCCCGGAGGUGCGCUACUGCCCGCCAUGGCAAGACUUGAGCAUUAUUGGCAUCGCCGGCAGCUCGGGGUCCGGCAAGACCUCGGUGGCCAUGGAGAUCGUGCGGUCAUUGAAUCUGCCGUGGGUGGUGAUUCUCGUCAUGGACUCAUUCUACAAGUCGUUAUCUCCAGAAGAGCAUCGCUUAGCGCAUGCCAACAAUUACGACUUUGACUGCCCGGAUUCGAUCGAUUUUGAUCUUCUGGUGAAAACGCUCCGCGAUUUAAAAAAGGGCCAAAAAGCCAAUAUUCCGAUCUACUCCUUUGCUGAUCACCAGCGCCAACCCCAAACGACCACCCUCUACUCGCCUCGGGUGCUGAUCCUAGAGGGAAUCUUGGCACUUCAUGAUCCAAGAAUCGUGGAGAUGCUAGAUGUCAAGAUCUUCGUGGAGGCAGAUAUGGAUGUCUGCUUGGGCCGCAGAGUGUUGCGAGAUGUCCGUGAAAGAGGGCGAGACAUUGAAGGAAUCAUCAAACAGUGGUUUGACUUUGUCAAGCCAUCUCUCAAGACAUACGUAGACCCCCAGCGAAUUAUCUCCGAUAUCAUCAUUCCGCGUGGAAUUGAAAACAAGACCGCCAUCGACAUGGUUGUCAAGCACAUCCAGCGCAAACUUGAAGAAAAGUCCGAGGUGCAUACCGAGGAGUUGCGCAAGCUCGGUUUACUAGCCGCCAAAGUCGAUCUGCCCCCAAAUGUGCAUGUGAUGCCCUCGACGAACCAGUUCCUUGGGAUGAACACGAUUCUGCAGGACCCCGAGACAGAGCAUGUCGACUUCGUGUUCUACUUUGAUCGGCUUGCCUCCAUGCUAAUUGAGAAAGCCUUGGACAUGACUUCAUACGUCCCAACAAGCGUGGAAACUCCACAAGGCAACCACUACCUCGGCCUGACCACCACGGGCAUUAUAUCAGCCGUUGCCAUCCUGCGUGGGGGCUCAUGUUUAGAAACUGCUCUGAAGCGGACUAUUCCCGACUGUAUCACGGGCCGCUUAUUGAUUCAAACUAAAGAGAAUGAUGAGCCCGAGUUGCACUACUUGAAACUGCCUUCGCACCUGGAAGAGCAUGCCAUGGUCAUGCUCCUCGACCCCCAGAUGUCCAGCGGUGGUGCUGCGCUGAUGGCUGUUCGAGUUUUGAUUGACCACGGCGUGGACGAGAAAAAGAUUGUCUUCGUGACGUGUGCCGCUGGGGCGAUGGGUCUGAAGCGGCUGACUGCUGUGUAUCCGCAGAUCACGGUUGUUGUGGGUCGCAUUGAGGAAGAGGGCGAGCCGCGGUGGAUGGAGAGGCGGUAUUUUGGAUCCUGA